GAAAGAUGUGUCUCCGCGUCCUCCCUCAGGGCCACCGUCAGCAGUGUCCCAUGGCCUCGCUCGCUAUAAAGCUUCUUCGUGUCCUGCCUGUCCCACUGUUUGCACGAGAGCUCCGUCAUGAGGACAACGCUGAUCGCAGUGGUCCUCGCUGGCUUGGUGGCGGCCACACUCGCCCACUACGGCUACGGCUACGGGAUUCCCUACGGAGGAUACCUGGGAGGCUUGUCUUACGGGAGCCAUAUACACGCCAUUCCCUACGGCUACGGCCUUGGCCACCACCACCUCAUCGGGAAGCGCAGCGCCGACCCGACCCCGAAGCCUCAGAAGGAUGACACGGUCUUCGGCACUGGCUUGAAGCGUGAGAAAAGUACCCAGCAAGGUUCCGGAGGAGUGUUUUCCCUGCUGGGCCGAGGCGGCUACAAUAACCCCGGGUACGGAUACACCAUUGUAGGGAAUAACGGCGGCUUCAUCCCAGGCGGCGGGGGUAAUACUGGUGUGUACGGCGUCGGAAAUACUGGUGUGUACGGCCCCGGAUAUACUGGGGUGUACAGCCCCGGAAAUACUGGUGUGUACAGCCCCGGAAAUACUGGAGUGUACGUCCCAGGAAAUACUGGUGUGUACAGCCCUGGAAAUACUGGGGUGUACGUCCCUGGAAAUACUGGUCUGUUCGGCACUAACACCGGGAUCUACCCCACCACGGGUUUCGGCUACGGGAACUACUACCCCAACACUGGCUACGGCUACGGGAACUACUACCCCAACACUGGCUACGGCUACCCGAACUCCUACCCCGUGUACACCGUGGGCGGCUACCCCUCCACCGGCAACCCCGUCUACUACACCCCCAACAACUAUGGCUUUAGCGGUUGAGCUUAUGGAAACGCCCUAACGUAGAACGACCUAUCUGGAUGACUUGAUGACUGACUGACUUGCCCACGAGAACUACAGUACUACCCCGUCUACACCGUGGCGGCUACCCCUCCACCGGCAACCCCGUCUGCUACACCCCCUACAACUGGAACUGCUGGACCGGCUGGAACGCCCACGGGAACGCCCUAACGAAGAACGACUGACCUGGAUGACUGA
Messenger RNA from Eriocheir sinensis (Chinese mitten crab), 1086 nucleotides. Its product is annotated as shematrin-like protein 1. The record is from RefSeq and is a predicted model, not a curated record. The coding region runs from base 118 to 870 and encodes 250 amino acids. NCBI's taxonomy places the organism in Eukaryota, Metazoa, Arthropoda, Malacostraca, Decapoda, Varunidae. The transcript has 2 exons.